ACAAAUUUCGCACGGCGCACAAAGAAAAUAGUCCGCGCUCGCAGAGACACGACGAUCACUUCGAGAAACGUGACACUCGUGACAGUAGUUUUACAACAUUUGUGAAAUUCACGGCGGGGUCUAAAGGAAGUAACCGAUCGGUACAAAUCGUACGUCGAGCAUAUUAAUGGUCAAGAAAUACGUGUAUACGUAGGCGCGAGAAUAUCAAAAGGAGUUGAUAUUACUACGCCGCACGUUGUGGAAGGAAGCAGAAAUCGAGUACUAGCAGGAAGUGGGUAGAAGGGGGUACGUCGUUGAGCUAGUUGAUUCGGUGGUGGCUACAUGUGGCUGUCCGCCGGUCGCGACAACGAGACAUUUCCUAUUGAGGCAUAAAAAGUUACAUUUUCCAACGGAAAUCGAUAGUUGAAAGAAGCCGUAAUCAUGCAAAUGGAUCCAACGACGGUGCAACUUAUCCAGGUUCUAGAGAGAACAGUCUCAUCAGAUAAAAAUGAAUUGGAAGCAGCUCAGAAUUUUCUAGAGCAAGCAGCAAGGACUAAUCUCCAUGAAUUUUUGCAAAGACUUAGCAGCGUGCUUGUUACUGCUGCUGCAAGCCCUGUUGCUCGUAUGGCAGCAGGUCUUCAGCUCAAAAAUCAACUUACAUCCAAAGAUCCAGACCUAAAAUAUCAAUAUCAACAACGUUGGCUUGCGAUUCCUGUAGAAACAAGAGAAUAUAUUAAGAAAAAUAUUUUUGGGGCACUUGGAACAGAGAACAAUAGGCCAGGUUCUGCACCACAAUGUGUUGCAUAUGUAGCAGUUGCUGAAUUACCUGUUCGUGAAUGGACUAAUGUUAUUCAGCUGUUAGUUAAUAAUGUUGUAAAUCCAAACAGUACAGAAAUGUUAAAAGAAGCAACUCUAGAAGCCAUUGGUUACAUUUGUCAAGAUAUAGAAAGCGACGUUUUGGUACCUCAGUCUAAUGAAAUUCUCACAGCUAUUAUUCACGGUAUGAAAGGAUCUAGUACUUCGCAUUAUGUUCGUCUUGCAGCUACAAGUGCACUCUACAAUUCAUUAGAAUUUACCAAAGGAAAUUUUGAGAUAGAGACAGAACGAAACUUCAUUAUGGAAGUGGUAUGCGAGGCGACGCAAUCUUUAAACACACAAGUUAAAGUAGCAGCAUUACAGUGUCUUGUGAAGAUUAUGUCGUUAUAUUAUCAAUAUAUGGAACCUUAUAUGGCUCCAGCACUUUUUCCGAUUACUUUAGAAGCUAUGAAAUCAGAUAUUGAUGAAGUUGCACUGCAAGGAAUUGAGUUUUGGUCAAACGUAUCUGAUGAAGAAGUAGAUUUAGCCAUGGAAGAAGGUGAAGCCUCCGAUGGUGGUCGACCGCCGGUCAAAGUAUCGAGGCAUUAUGCAAAGGGUGCUUUGCAAUACUUGGUACCUGUUUUGAUGAAGAAACUCACUAAACAAGAAGAAUUCGAUGAUGAAGACGAUUGGAAUCCUUCAAAAGCAGCUGGAGUAUGUUUAAUGUUACUAUCAUCUUGUUGCGAAGAUGCCAUUGUUCCAUUCGUUUUGCCGUUCAUCAAAGACAGUAUCAAAAGUCCAGAUUGGAGGUACAGAGAUGCUGCUUUGAUGGCUUUUGGUUCGAUUCUCGGAGGCGUCGAUCAUGCCACUUUGAAACCUUUGGUAGAGCAAGCAAUGCCAACGCUUAUCGAACUAAUGUAUGAUAGCAGUGUCGCGGUAAGGGAUACAGCUGCAUGGACGUUUGGUCGAAUUUGUGAGAUCAUACCAGAAGCGGCGAUUAGUGAGACAUAUUUGAAACCAUUGCUAGAAGCUUUGAUAAAUGGUUUGAAGGCAGAACCUCGUGUUGCAGCAAACGUUUGUUGGGCAUUUACGGGUCUUGCAGAGGCUAGUUACGAGGCCGCUGAGAGUUUGGAAGGGCAAAAUCCAGAAACUUAUUGCAUGUCUCAAUACUUUGAUUUUAUUAUUCAGAGAUUAUUGGAAACAACAGAUCGUCCUGAUGGAGCUCAAGCUAACUUAAGGUCAGCUGCAUACGAAGCAUUAAUGGAUAUGGUAAAAAACUCUCCGCGCGAUUGUUAUAUAACCGUGCAGAAGACGACGAUGGUAAUUCUGGAAAGAUUGCAGCAGGUACUGCAAAUGGAGACACAUAUCCAGAGCCAUUCGGAUCGUGCUCAAUACAAUGAUUUACAAUCGUUGUUAUGUGCAACUUUACAAUCCGUAUUGCGUAAAGUUACACCAGAAGAUGCUCCUCAUAUCUCUGAUGUAAUAAUGACAGCGUUACUAUCCAUGUUCAAUUCGAAUUCUUGCAAAGCCGAGGGUGUACAGGAAGAUGCUCUGAUGGCUGUAUCGACUCUGGUCGAAGUGCUAGGAGAACGUUUCUUAAAGUAUAUGGAUGCGUUCAAACCUUAUCUUUGCCUUGGUUUAAAAAAUUACGCAGAAUAUCAAGUUUGUUGCGCUGCGGUAGGUUUGACUGGUGAUAUCUGCCGCGCCUUGAAGAGCAAGAUGUUACCUUACUGCGACGAGAUUAUGACCCUGUUGCUAGAAAAUCUUAGCAAUGAUUCGGUUAAUCGUUCUGUGAAACCUCAAAUCUUUUCUGUUUUCGGUGAUGUUGCUCUUAGUAUUGGUCCAGAAUUCAAGAAAUACUUGGAUGUAGUACUUCAAACAUUGGCUCAAGCUUCCCAGGCGAACGUGGAUAGAAGCGAUUACGAUAUGAUCGAUUAUUUAAAUGAAUUACGCGAAGGUGUUCUUGAGGCUUACACUGGUAUAGUGCAAGGACUACGUGGUGACGAAACAAAUCCUUGUUCAGACGCUGCGAUUGCUUUGGUGGAGCCGCACGUACCCUUUAUCAUUCAGUUUAUUACAUCAAUAGCUCAAGAUCGUGAACAUUCCGAAGGCAACAUUUCAGCCUCGGUGGGAUUGCUUGGUGAUUUGGUCACUGUUUUCGGAGUAAAACUUUUGCCAAUGGUUGAGACUGAACCGCUUACAGAGCUCUUAACUAAAGCUAGACGAUCACGCAUUGAUAAGACCAAAACUCUGGCCAACUGGGCAACUAAAGAGAUUCGAAAGCUCAAGAAUGUUGCUAAUUCCACAUCUAGUUGAUCACCCCACGGUUGUACUGUCGUGCAAUUUGAUUUGACUAGAGAGCUAUCGAACACAAUACAAAGACAACAAGAUUGGAUGGUGCGGAUGCGAGUUGAUGGAUGUGCGUGAGUUUCGAAGCGAUGACGAUGAUGGGGUGAUGAAUCUGCACGUGUCCCUGCUCUGGCGACGGUAUUCGAGUACCGACACGUUGAGCACAACCCCAAAUGGUCGAGAAAAUAAAUACCUGUCUGCCGGAUGUCUGCCGACAACGGAUGAUGAGGAGUGCAAGUGGAUGUUGCCGAUGAAUGAGCCAAGGCCGAAGUCUGCCGAAAUGUUCCGGUGAUGCAAGUAUGCCUGAUAACGAGCCUGGGGCUUCUACCCGCGUGAUUGAGAAGUUGAACCUGAGGAAAGGACGACUUCGAUGGACGAUGUUCGUGGCCAGUGAGAGAGAGAGAGAGAGAGAGAAAGUGUGUGAGAGAAUGAGAGAGUGAGAGAGAGAGAGAGAGAAAGAGAGAACGUGUAUGAUUGUGAAAGAACAAAAGAAGUGAGAAGAACACGCAGGGAAACCAAACGAGAGAGAGAGAGAGACUGCAAAGCUGUGAAAGUAUGUAUUCUAAUAAUUGAACGUAAGAAUGAUUUAUUAAUUUGUAUGCGUGUUAGAUCGCAGAGAGUCUGUGUGUAAGUAUAAAAUAAAACUUCACUAUUGAAUGAGAGCGAUUAUACACACAUCGUCUCGUCGAGAAAGUUCAAUUAUGCGUAACUCGUUGUAAAGCUUCUAGCUUUUUUGUCCUCCUGUAGCUUUGUCAACGAAGCCCGCGAUCUGUUUCCGAUUCCUUGCUGAACGAUCACACCAUCACUCGUUUGAAGCAAUCGAAGCAUCAUCGAAUGACUGUUUUUUGGGGUAACUUGAAGUUAAUAAGCGAAAUAAAUGAUCGUCAGAGUGCUGGUUGCUACUUUGAUGGAGCGAAGUGAUGCGUGAGUGGUAGUAAAACUUAACGAGAAAGAGAGGGCGAGAGAAAGUGGUAUGAAAAAAAAAGAAUGAAUGCGUAUGAAGAGUGUCACGAAUGAUUCUCUGAAGAAAAAAAAAGGUUCGAAAGAUUCGAAAUACUAGUGAGACCUCUGGUCCGAUCGUGCUGCGCGAGAAUCUAUAUGAUUAGUUGUAGUAUGAUGAAGAUGAUGAUAUAUGAUGAUGAUGAUAAUGGUGAUGAUGAUGAUGAUGAUAACGAUGAUGAUAAUGAUGAUGAUGAUGAUGAUGAUGAUGAUGAUGAUGAUGAUGAUGAUGAUGAUGAUGAUGAUGCGUAUGUUACUUUUUCCCCCGUAUGUGAAUGUCUGUUGCUGUUGAUUCAUUAAAAUUAAUAUUUUGCUGGCAUAAGUUAUUGAGUUGUACCGAAGUCCUCGUCCGGCCUGAACGUUCGAGUAAAAAGAAGUGAAAAGAAAAAGAAACUAUACACGAUCCAGUCCCAAAAUAUAUUACACAUGUACAAUUAUUCGCAUAUAAAUGUAAUCCUGUGCGUGAAAAUAAUUUUAUGCGAUCAUCGUUAAUUCGAAUCUUUCGCGGCUCUCCAACGGAAUAUCGGACGAGAGUCUUUUCCACUGCCAUUAAUAUUGAAACAAUGCUGCAUGCGUCUUGUUCAGGCGUUCAUGUAAUAAGAUCGUUCGUUUCUUCCUUGAUAUUUGAUGGGCUCGAUGAUAUCGAGAGCUCGUUUCGCGUGGGUGUUCGUCGAACAGAUUCGUCUUCCUGGCCUCGCAUUGUUGUUAUUGAAUGAACGAUGAAAAAGAAAAAAAAAAAAUUUACAGCGAUAUCGAUUGCUCAUUUCUAUUCGCACGUUAUUCCGUAGUAACUAUUGGAAAAUGGAUACACGGUGAUCGCGUAAAAAUGACGAGUAAUUGAAUUUCGAAAGAAAGUGAUUGAUACGAACCCAACAUCAUCUUAUCAGAAUUCUUUUUAAGCUACUUCAAAAUGAUAAAAUCAAACGAGUUGUACACGAAUAUAUAGAUAAAUUUUGAACUUUGGACAUUGGACUGGGAAUAUUUCAAAUGCCUGGUCGCGCAAGGAUUACACAGCUUAAGAAAUAUGUAUUUCUUAUCUACGAUAUUGUGUUGUUUCUUGUUACACGAACAAUUUUGAAAUGACCGAGACGUCACGUCAAUUUAGAAAUGUCUCGGGAUCCUUUCCGAUACAGAUAUUUUUCUUAUUUUCUCGAACACUUCCUCGCGAAUUUCCAUUAGUUUCGCCUCUGCGCACCGAACGCGAUAUUUAGUAAGAUAUUACGCGAAGAAUUAAGCGGACGGUCGGGCGCUCUAAUAAUAUAAUACGAAGUUACGUCACGUGGUCGAAACGUGGCUGUCUAGUGCCAUGCAUUCCAAAUACUUUUGCCAGCGGAAGCACACUGUGACCGUUCUUUCGUGAUGUUCGGUUAUAUUUUAUAGCGAUUUCAUUCUUAACUAACACACAUUUUCCUUGAAUGCCUCGUUUACGCAAAGCUUUACGUACAGACACGAUAGCGAACAGAGAAAGAAAGAGAAAGAAAGAGAGAGAGAGAGAGAGAGAGUGUGUGAGAAUGGGGGAGUGAGAGAGGGAGAGAAAGAGAGAGAGAGAAAGAGGAUAUUAUUAAAACGAUGAUCGCAGCGAGAUUCGAAUUGAAAUCUAGGCUGGGGGAUGAUAUAUUCACCGAAGGAACCGCGUGGAACGGGGUAAACGUGUUUCGACGGAACAAACACAUAAACGAAACAAUACAAAAAAACAUUCGAGUAAAAAUGAAAAAUAAAGAAAGAGAAGAAAGAAGAGGGGGGAAAAAAAAAGGGGAAACAAGAUUGGCGUGAGAAGAAGAAACGCGAAAGGACAAAUAGGGAAUUGACGAGAAACGAUUGUAAUCUAAGAGACUUUUUAUUAAAUUGAUUAUCUUUUUUACGAUUUUACAUAUCGAAGGAAACCAAUGUGUCUGCUCCACGUCUGGAUAUAAAAAUAAAUAUAUAUACGUAUAUAAUUUUUUUACUGUUGCGAACGAUAUUGCCAAACUUAGCGUAUAAGGAAGAGAAACGUUUAUCUAGCUUUAAAAAAAAAAAAUAAUAAUAAAAAAGAAAGGGAUGAAAAAAGUAACGAAAGAGAAGAGAGAAAAGAAAUGGGGGUAGGGAUAAAAAUCGUUUCGGCGAGCCGCUCGUUACGUAGACUGGAGCCUAAACCUUGAUCUCUUUGCGAUACACAGCCGUACACACAUACAAACACAGACAAAUAUAAUACUAAUGCAAAUUCUCCUCCCGUACAUUGUUUUAUCUCGCGUUGGAUCCUUUCGAUUUCGAAGCAGAACGAAAUUCUCGCAAACGAAACACGGUGUCUUCCAAUCGCGACAAUUUCUCCUCCUACGAAAAAAUUAAAAAAAAAAAAAAAUAAUAAUAAAAAAAAUACAGCUUUUUGCCUUACAGUUUUCGUGAUGACGGGAUGCUGUCAUCGAUCUACCAAAGCCGAUAUCUCGAUGAGUCCAAAAAAAAAAAGGGAAAAAAAGGAAAAAAAAAAGAAAAAAAAAUAAGAAACGAAAGUUUUCAGAAAAAAAUAUAAAAAAAAAAGGAAAAAAACGAAACAAUGAAAACGGUUUAUUCCGAGUGUCCAAAGAAGAAACGUGUAAAAUGCCGAGGCGCAAAGUGUAUCCUGUUUUUCUUUUACAUUCCACGUAGCAGAGAGAGUAGAGAGAAAGAGAGGACGUAAGAAAAAAGAGCGAGAGAAGAAUGGAAGAACGAGAGAGAGAGAAAGGAUGUGGAUAUGAAAGGGGGAAUGUGAGGAAGAGAGAAAGAGAGAGGAACCACGACGGAGAGGACGGCGGUGCGCGCGAAUUUCCGCACGUCUCGAUAAAGAACUCGAUCGCUCGCCUGUUAUUCUGAUUCGCAAACAAUGCGUUUGAUCGCGUUCACCGUUCCUUACAGGCUAUCUCCGAAAUGGGUGGUCAAAUUUUCAAAAACCUUCUACCGGUCGUUCAGGAUGAGAAAGCGUGUCUCCUUUUCAAUACGUCCCUUUUUGUCCUUACGACGAGUAAAACGUGUACAAAAAAAGAAAAAUUUAGCUACCUAUUUUAGAAACAGACUGUACAUUAAUGAAAUCAACAUGCGACUAUUCUUUUCACGUAAUAAUAAAAACGUCUAUAUUCAAUGCGCUAUCAAAAAAAAAAAAAAAAAAACGAGGUAUUCGUAUAACGAACGAGUAUUUCGUUCAUUUUCGGUUAUCCUCUGGGUGGUCGUUGCGAAUCACAUUAUCAGGUCCGCCAAGAGGGGCAAAAAGAAAAAAAAAAGAUUUAAAAGGAAUUAUAAGGAAAGGGAAAGAGAGAGAGAGGGAGAGAGAGAGAGAGAGAAAGGGAAUGCGAAACAUGCGCGAAGGUAGGGAAUAGGGAAUCGGUGGAUUGGCCCACGAAAAAAAAAGGGCAAAAGGUAGGAAACUAGGUAACGAAACGCCGGCCGUGCCGUGAUGGAAGUAACGAGUUGUGAAAAUGAGGAAUACGAAGAAAGCAAAUUAUAUUAUAAUACGCGACUGUGAUUUUUUGGAGAGACUCUCGUGUGCGAGGGGUCGAUGUUCUACCCGAAAGGGAGGGUGGCUCUGGGUGAUCCAUGUCCUAUCCUAUCGAUCGAUCACCGAUCUCGACCGUAGCGGAUAUCGCUCUCCAUUGUUCAGCAUAAUUUAUCUUUUUAGUCCUAUUGUCUCUUAUUAAAGGAAGAAUGUUUCGCUGCUCUACGUUUCGAGCUAGCCUAAUGCGCACACGUAUACUAUUGUAUUUAAUAAAUAAAGAAGAAGAAGAAGAAGAAGAAGAAAAAAAGGUAAAACGAAGGGAUAUACGACGUUACACGAGAUCGUUUCGAAAGAGAGGGAUUUCCUUUAUAUACCUUGUGACGCGAUCGGGGGAACGAGACACGAUUAGAGCCACGCUCCUGGUAAGAAACUCAUACACGAUAAUAUCUUAUCGAACUAUUAGUUGUUAGCCUUUUCAUCGUCGAGACUCCUAGAGUGCGUGCGAUGCUUCACUAGGGAACGUACGUGAGAGCGUAUUUAAUUAUAAGAAUUAUUCAAAAAGAGGAAAAAAAAGAAAAAAAAAAAGAUGAAAACCGUGUGCAUUACGCUGUAUCAGUGAUGAUGUGCGCUGUGAGGUAAAUCACUAUUUACCGAUGAAGUGUGCCCUGUUAGAGUGUUAUCUGCGUAUGGAGAAAAAACGACGAGAAGAACGAAUGAAUCGAGAGAACGAGUAAAAAUGAUGAAGUGAGAAAGAGAGAGAGAGAAAGUGCGAGUGAACGAGCGAGAGAAAAAAUACAAGAGAGAGAGAGAGUAUUUAUGAUAAUGAUGGUUCGAGGGAUGAUGAGAAGAGUUGGCUCGUGAUUCGACGUGAAUCGCGGCGUCACGUUCGGGAAGGGACGAAUCGUCGAUUUGUAAAAAAAAAAAAAAAAAAAAAGAGAGAUAAAGAAAAAAAAUAAAAGAAGAAACAAAUGAUGGAAAUAAGAAAGAGAAAAGAAAAAAAAAUAUAAAUUUUGUAUCGUGACGCGGUUGUGAAGAUCGGAGAACCUGUCACUGAAUCCGUUGCCCCUUGCGUUUUGCUGAGAUUUUAGCGCAACUUAAGAGAACGAGAUCACACGUGGACAAAAAGUAAAAUAAAAUAAACAUAUUACACGAAUGGCAAUGAAGACGAUGACAAUGGCGAUGCGAAACAAGAUGAAUCUCCACGCAGAUAACGCAGAUAAAUUAUUUUUCGAGUGGAUUUCAGCGACGCUUGGCCCAGCGCAGUGUCUCCGUUCUUGAGAAUAUAUUUCGAACCGCGGUGCCGUUGUACGUACGAGACAAUAUUUUCGAUAAUAUUUUUUAAAUCGAACCGCGAAACACGAAGCCAACCCGUGUAGACCUGUUGUUGUUCCAAAGCAGAGAAAUUGCACGGUGAUGGCAUACGCAUCGAAGAUCGAUCGAUCGUGCGUUAUCUAUAUAGAGCUUCGUGUGUGCACCACGGUUGAUCCGUAUCUUCUCCAUAUUUUUGUUUCUGCGAUUUUCGACCAAUUGCGUCGGAAGAAAGCGUGCCGUUACCGUGCAUACCGUGUGAUUUAAAAAAAUAACUAGAGAAUUAAAAGAGAAGCAAACGAAAAAAAAUUAAAUAAAAAAAUACAAAAAAAAGAGGUGAAUAACGAGAGAGAGAGAGAGAGAGAGAGAGAGGAGAACAGGGAGAAAAGCAAAAAGUGAGCGUGUGAGAUUGAGAUUUUUUGUGGCGAUAUGUGGAAAAAAAGAGAGAGAGAGAGAAAGAGAGAGAGUGUUGUCGAAUGCUGCCGAUCGACGAUCGGACCAAACAUUAUAUAAUUUACGCAUGUGAACAAUUCGGGCGAUAAAUGUGGGUUGAAGCAAAAGCAAGAAAGAAAGAAAGAAAGAAAGAAAGAAAAAACGAAUAAACGAGAACACGAGUUGGAUGAAGUCCUAUUUAGCCUGCCACUUUGUAAUUUGCUCACCCUCUCCAAUUUAUUUCCUAGAGGUUGAUUUUUAGAUCGACCGAAUCACUAAUAAAAAAAAGAAAAAAAAGAAAAAGAAAGAAAAGAAAAGAUAAAAAGUAAAAAAAAAAAAAAUUAGCUGCAGAAAUUUGAAAAAUCCAUCAUGUUUUUUGGCCUAUUCUACAUUUAACUGAUCCAUUUCUCGUAUAUAAUAAAUUUAGCGUAUUUAAACCUACCGAAUUUUGAUUCAUACGAUCGCAAGGCGUGCCUUUUGAUGCUCUCGACAGAGUAAUUUCUUUUCGUUCGAGGAAAAGAUCUUACUUUCCACACAGGGAAACGAAAGCUUCGUUCAAGCGAGAAAAUACUAGUCUGUUAUCGUAUAAUUAUCAGGGAAGAUAAAAGUUCAAAGUAGAGAUUAAUAAUUCUCAACGAGAAAACUUUAUUUUAUUAUGCAUAAAAUAAGAAUCUUAGCAGUGCAUGCUUAGGAAGACUUUUUUUUUUUUCCACCGUUUCUUGGAAAAAUUUCAACGAUGAUUUGCCACGUGAUAAAAUAUUCCAGAUAGGAGAGGGUGCGCAUAUCUACGUGAGAGCGAGAUAUUUACGUAUUUCUUUCGUUUCUUUUCGGUUCGUAUCAAUCGUGUGGUUUGCGGAGCCUGUGUUCUGUGAAGAUUUUCAAAUGACAACGAUUAUAUGUGACACAUCGGCUACAUCGCUUAUCUGAAUGCUAGAGCGAUCGUGGAAUGAUUGGAGGACGAUUCUUCUGGAAAGUGUGUUCGAAGGUGUAUGAUCGGUCAUGUUAAUAGAUCAACGGAGAAUUUAAUUGCGCAGUGAAAAGAGGGAAAGAAUAAAAAUAUAAAAAAAAAUAAAAGAUUAAUGGAUCCAUAUUAACAAGUUUCAACGGUCACAUAAACAAAUUCAUUAAUUUUUCAUAUUUUUCGCGUUUAUAUCUUCUUAUAUCCCGUGUUAUCUGUUGAAACGUGAAUAUUUCUAUAAAUAUGUGUCAGCCUUUUCCUCCAAUCGUUAAUAUGGCUGGUCGUACUCUGUCAUUGUGUGUACGAGAAAUGAUUAUACGAAUCGCCAAGCGACAGUGCCAUACGAUUAAUUGAACGAGAGAAGUCAUUUCGAUUACUAACAUCACGAUUUUUAUCGUUCUGAGAGAAAAAAAAAAAGAAAAAAAAAGAGAUCGAGAAAAAUGAAAAAGAGAGUGAAAGAAUGAGGGAGGGAAAAAAGAGACCGAUGAGAGAGAGAGAAAACACAAAAAACACAAUUGCGUUCUGUAUGUCUCCUAUACGAAAAAAAAAAAAAAAAUCAAAAAGAAAAAAAAAGAAUUAUCAUGUACCGAGAAGAAAGCGAGAUCGUUUCAUCCCGCAAGAUUCGACCAUCGAAAUGCGAAUUGCUUCCACAUGUGUUUUCACAUUUGAAAUUUCUUCUCCUUUUUUUUUUUUUUUUUCUUUUCCUUUUUGUCUCCGACAAAACGAGAUUGUCCAGAAUAAAAAUUCAUUUUGAAUCUA
Apis cerana (Asiatic honeybee) is the source of this 11021-nucleotide messenger RNA. It is a transcript of the gene Fs(2)Ket, whose product is annotated as Importin subunit beta Fs(2)Ket. Gene Ontology annotation, molecular function: small GTPase binding. The record is from RefSeq and is a predicted model, not a curated record. Lineage: Eukaryota; Metazoa; Arthropoda; Insecta; Hymenoptera; Apidae. Gene Ontology annotation, biological process: protein import into nucleus.